CAGAUUUUGUGUUUAUGUCAAGUGUCUUGUAGCAUAUGGUGUUGAUUGUGGGAAAAUGAGUAUGUAGUAGCACCUAGUAAUAUUUUGUCACAUCGUUGCCUGAAUUGCUGCAAGACAUUAAAUGGCAGGAAAUGGAUCUGUCAAAAUUUUGGAUAACAGCACACUUAUUUGGAGCUCUAGAAAGGAUUCUGGGAAUGGGGCUGCAGUGGACGAUAGCGGAAUUGACAGCGAUCCAAAACAGCAAACAGCUCACGAAGACGACAAAAGCUUUCAUGCCAGUGACAGUUCAUGCAGUAGCACCACUGUGGCAACUCCUCAAAAAAGCAGUGCAAAACAGCUCCACAGAAAGCUCGAGCAAAGGAUAGAGCAAGCUAAAAAGAAUCACAGACUUCAAGAAUAUAAAAAGAAUUCCAGUCUAAUACCUAUACAGAGACUACCAAUUCCGAAUAAACCAGGUUCCUCGACCCAAAGGGAACAACAACCAUUAGUUGAGUGGGAAACAGAUGAAAGUGAUGAAGACAUCAAUUUCUUCCCACUUUCAAGAAUGAAGGAUGGUAAACAAGAACUAACUGACACAUUUAGUAUUGAAGAUUUUGAUGUUUCUCCAGAUGAAGAUGAUCUUAAUUUAUUGCCUCCAAAGCCAAUGUACCAAAGAUGUAUUUGUUGUGUUAUUCCUGCAGACUGGAAAUGUAAUAUUAUAUAAACACAGAAUGAGGUUCCUCUAAGAAAGUCAUUCCAUCGUAGGAUAUGACAACUUACUGUUGCUUUAUUUCUUGAUGUUGUACUGCUUAGUGUUAUGAUCUCAUUUACUAAAGUCUAAUUUAUUCUAUUGUUGAAUUAAAUAAAUGGUUUAGAAAUCCUGUUAGAAAUAGUACAAAGAGCACAAAUAAUUUUUAUUUAUUGUAGUGCGUG
Messenger RNA from Schistocerca serialis cubense, 912 nucleotides. Its product is annotated as protein FAM219A. Lineage: Eukaryota; Metazoa; Arthropoda; Insecta; Orthoptera; Acrididae. The record is from RefSeq and is a predicted model, not a curated record. Bases 122 to 703 code for a protein of 193 amino acids. The transcript has 4 exons.